This is a messenger RNA of Drosophila yakuba, 1642 nucleotides long. RefSeq names its product protein FAM76A. Bases 110 to 1282 code for a protein of 390 amino acids. The transcript has 6 exons. The record is from RefSeq and is a predicted model, not a curated record. NCBI's taxonomy places the organism in Eukaryota, Metazoa, Arthropoda, Insecta, Diptera, Drosophilidae.
AAAAGAACCAUUUUAUUUAAAGCAGCAGAAACAACAAGUUUUUUUUAGGGAUCCAGCACAAAACACAGAAAACCCGUCACGAAAACAAAACCACCAAACCCCAAACAGAAUGAGUGCUAAAGUUUUAUUCGCCUGCUCCAAGUGUUUCUCGCGCCAUCCGUACGAGGAGCUCUCCUCCGGCCAGCAACUAUGCAAGGGCUGCCGCGGUUCUACCUCAGUUGGUAAAUGUACUUACUGCCGAUCGGAGUUUCAACCCGCCACCAAAUCACAGAGUGCCUGCAAGAAGUGCGAACAUUAUCUGGGGAAGUACGGCAAGCCCAGUGCCUGCGAGUGCUGCAAGAUUGUGGCCGCCUUCGGUGGAUCCAAGUGCAUGCGAUGCGCCAGCUACGAGGCAAAGUACGGACCGCCGGUGCAGUGCGAUGAAUGCAAGCUGCGAUCAGCCUUUGACAGGCGCGACGAGAACAAAAAGGUCAAUGGAAAAUUGCUUUGCUGGCUGUGUGCCUGCGCUUACAAGCGAGCUCUAUUCAAGGCCCAGCAGGAGGGCCGUAUACCGAUGUCCAAGAAAAGGCCACACGAGAAGACCUCGUCCUCGCACAGAGACAGCGCUGCAGCCAAGAAGCCUUCGCGCAGCGAGCUGGGCAAGAGUGGCAGUGGUGCGAAUAAUUCCGGUGUGAAUGCCGUGAGCGGAGCUGGAUUGGAUCUGCCUGACAAGAUCUCACGAGGAAAUGGUGGGAAUGGGACCAUAGCAGCGCCUGCUGCCAUCACCGUGGACACCAAUUCUUCGGAUCAUGUGGUUGCUAUUACAUACCUAAAGGAGCGCAUCGCCAGCCUGGAGAAGCGCCUGAAUCAAAAAGACAAAGAGCUGCUCGAAAAAGACAAGCAGCUAACCGAACUGAAGGGCAAGAACUUUGAGAAGGAGAACGACAUGCGCAACCGGCUGAAGGAGGUGGAGCGUCUGCACGACAUGAAGGUGGACAACUUGAACCGCAAGAUCGCCAGUGUGCUCAAAGAGUUGGCCGUCCUUAAGAAGAGCAGCAACAAAAAGACCGCUGCCAUCAGCAAGGCCGAAAAGGAGGUCAUCAAGCGUGAGAACUUAUCGCCCAAGGAGGAAAUCCUGGCGUCAGCGGGGCCGGAAAAACAGACCAAGGCCUCAUCGGAGCCAGCCGAUCUCGACAAGGACGAGAAGAGUCGCGAUCGGGAGGAGGAACGCAGCGAACAGGAGGACAGGGCCAGUGUGCGUUCACGAUCCGCAUCCAGCAGCCCCACGCCCUCGUCCAACUGAGAGACGUUGACUUCCAGCUGCUGGAGCGGCAUGCCAGGAUGCACGAUCCAUGAAGUCUGGCUGCCGCGCCCUUUUAGUUUUUCGCUAUACAAAUUUAUAUUUUUGUACUUCUGCUUUAAUUGUAAUAUAGUUUUACAAGUUUGUUUCAUAUCACUCUUUUUAUGUCGCUCAUCCCUGCCGCGCGAACCCUGUUCUAAAUCCUUCCUUCCAAAUGUAACCCAAUCAUCAGUUAGAAAAUGUAAUUCGAUAGGCUCAACUUAACGAAUUCUUCUUUAGUUUAAUUCACGAUGGAACAACACAAAACCGAAGCAUUGUUUACAUCUUAAGAAAUAUACAAAGUUGGGAAAGAACCAAAUGGUA